Messenger RNA from Gossypium raimondii (Peruvian cotton), 1708 nucleotides. RefSeq names its product probable WRKY transcription factor 74. The record is from RefSeq and is a predicted model, not a curated record. Bases 311 to 1333 code for a protein of 340 amino acids. The transcript has 3 exons. Gene Ontology annotation, biological process: regulation of DNA-templated transcription. Gene Ontology annotation, molecular function: sequence-specific DNA binding; DNA-binding transcription factor activity. Lineage: Eukaryota; Viridiplantae; Streptophyta; Magnoliopsida; Malvales; Malvaceae.
UUCAAACCCAGUUUUCUCUUGUUCUUUCUUUAUCAUUGAAAAUGGCCGAAUUUCUUUUGUCUUGUUUUAAAUUUCAAUCAUGUCCACUUUUAUUUCAAAAGUUUUCAAUUUUGUGUCAUACCUUGCGUUCAAGUUUUGGUUUUUAAAUCUUUUGAAAAGCCUCAACCCUUUUAAUUUUGUGAACCAAAGAGCAUAAACAAAGUUCUGAUUUUUGGGGUUGUAAUGGUCUGCAAAUGAGUUUUGUUGUCAUUCAAAUGUUGUAUUCAUCUGGGUUUUAAGGGUUUUUUUGUUUUCAUUUUUUGAGGUUGGAAUGGACAUGGAGGGGGUUGAAGAAGCUAACAAGGCAGCCAUUGAAAGCUGUAAUAAAGUUCUUAGUCACUUAUCUUUAUCAAAAGACCAAAUCCAGUUUAGCAACUUAAUGAUUGAAACUGAUGAAGCAGUGUUUAAGUUCAAAAAAGUUGUUUCUCUUCUUAGCAGCAAUGGAAGAAAAAGAAGAAAGUUUAAGAAAAUUACAUCAAAUUUGCCUGAAAAUAUAUUCCUUGAGACUCCCAAUUGCACAACUACUUUAUCACCGAAACUCCUUCAAGUUUACCCUCAUCCUAACCUAUUAGAUAAAAGGACUUCCAUUGAAGUUGAUUUUAGAGCUCAACACCAACUCCAGCUGACACAAAACUUGUUUGAUCAAAAGAAUCAAAACCCUUCAUUUCAAAUGAUGAAUUCAUCACUAGUUCAUCAUCAUCAUCAUCAUCAUCAUCAUCAACAUAGGGUGCAGUUUCAGCAAAUGAAAAACCAGGCAGCUGAUAUGGUGUUUUCAAAGAGUAACAGUGGGAUGAACCUUAAAUUUGAUGGAUCAUCAUCACCAACCAUGUCAUUUCUUUCAUCACUGAGCAUGGAUCAUGGUAGUGUGAAUAGUUUAGAUGGGAAUUCUUUCCAUUUAAUUGAUAUACCACGCAACUUUGGUCAACUCUCACAUCAAUCAAGAAGGUGUACAUUUAGGGGAGAAGAUGGCAAUUUCAAAUGUGGAACUUCUUCUACUAAAUGCCAUUGUUCAAAGAGGAGGAAACUGAGGAUUAAAAGGACAGUAAAAGUGCCUGCAAUUAGUAACAAAGUUGCAGAUAUUCCUCCUGAUCAAUAUUCAUGGAGGAAAUAUGGGCAAAAGCCUAUUAAGGGUUCUCCACACCCUAGGGGAUAUUAUAAGUGUAGCAGUGUGAGAGGUUGCCCAGCAAGGAAGCAUGUGGAGAGAUGCUUAGAAGACCCUUCAAUGCUGAUUGUUACAUAUGAAGGAGACCAUAAUCAUUCAGGGUUUCUCUCUACACAAUCUGCCCAUACAUGAUAAUUCCAUUACCUCUAUCAUUUUCUUCUUUCACUUCUAAAACCCCAGAAAAAAUUUCACCAAUCAGUCUGUAACUAUUUCAGUUGGCUCUUGCAACUACCUUUAGAAAGUGAAUUCUUAAUAGGUCUGGAUUUGAGAUACCUACAUAAUUUAGCCUGACCCAUAGAACUAGACUAGGGCAAAGGAAUGGGGUCUUCUAUAGGAGUUAUGAACUUUUUUAACUUUGAAAUAUGUGUUACCUGUAUUUCUUCCUUUUUUUUCUUCUUAUUUGUAAGCUUUGGAUGUAUGUAUGCUUGAGAAUCUGUAUAAUGGAAACUACAAUGUUAAAUAAAAUAAUGGAACAUGAGCAGUGCCAAAUAACUAUGCUGCUUCCAA